AACUUCGUCGCCGUGACGCCAUUCGUCUGCGACUGCGCGGGCCUGUAGGUUCCCUGCCGCGGCCUGUCUCCCGCGUGAAAAUCUAGAGCUGUUGGUUCUCUUCUGUGGCCUCUGACCUGGGAGCAAAGGGAAAGCGGCGAGAUGACGGACCGCUACACCAUCCACAGUCAGCUGGAGCACCUGCAGUCCAAGUACAUCGGCACGGGUCACGCCGACACCACCAAGUGGGAAUGGCUGGUGAACCAGCACCGCGACUCCUACUGCUCUUACAUGGGCCACUUCGACCUUCUGAACUACUUUGCCAUUGCGGAGAAUGAGAGCAAAGCGCGAGUCCGCUUCAACUUGAUGGAGAAAAUGCUGCAGCCUUGCGGACCACCAGCCGACAAGCCGGAGGAGAACUGAGACCGCUGUGCGGGAGCAUCUCCUGAGUUCCUCCCUUUUUGCCGUCAUUCCCGCCUGUUCCCGUACCAAGUGGACCGAUUCUCCAUGGCUCCUAUUUCUCGUGCUUUCCCAGUGCAGAAGUGCUUACCCGAGGGCGUCCCGCCUGACCCGCCGUCCUGUGGACCCUUUGGAACACAGCGCUGGGAGAUACCAUCAGGACGCCUGAGAACUGAGACGGUGGAGAGAUCCUGAAGCCAGCCAGAGAGGGGAGAAGGCACUGGAAUGAGACGGAAUUUGGAGGCUCGUUUUUGGCUAGUUGAUUGUUGUCGUUGCUUUUUCUAUAAAGUUUAGAAAUUUUUCAGUCA
This is a messenger RNA of Panthera uncia (snow leopard), 746 nucleotides long. RefSeq names its product splicing factor 3b subunit 5 (gene SF3B5). NCBI's taxonomy places the organism in Eukaryota, Metazoa, Chordata, Mammalia, Carnivora, Felidae. Gene Ontology annotation, biological process: mRNA splicing, via spliceosome. The record is from RefSeq and is a predicted model, not a curated record. Gene Ontology annotation, cellular component: U2 snRNP; precatalytic spliceosome. The transcript has a single exon. The coding region runs from base 142 to 402 and encodes 86 amino acids.